GUUUGGCCCCUCAUGGCCAAGCGGCGCGCGGAGCCGUUAAUGUGUCACGUGGCCAUCAAACGGCUUCUGCGCGAGGCGCCGCCGCCGCUGCUCCGCGCUGCCGCGCCCGAGCAGCGGCCCCGGGGCGAAGGGGCGGGUGCCUGCCCUGUCGCUCCGAAGCGGAAGCUGGAGGAGACCGAGGUGCCGCCGGGCAAGCGGCCCGGGCUGCAGGGAAGUAGCCCCCGCAGAGAGAAGGUGGAUGGGGAGGACAGGCGGCGCGGCGAGACCACGGCGCUCGAGAACGAGCGGACGGCGGAGGGACGCGGCGGUGGCCGAGCCAAAUUGCGGACCGCCGCCACUGAGCAAGAGGAAGAAUUCUCUCAGUAUAACUCAUUCCUGUACUGGAGAGCACCUUUGCCUGCUAUUGAUUUGUCUGAUAUUCAGAACCUAGAUGGAGAGACUCCCCCGGAAGCUAAAACUCCUUCAAGGACUGAUACCAUGGAGACUGAAAUGGAGACCUGAUCAGUUAUUUCAUAGUUGUACAUCUACUUGCAGGAAACCUAUUUCCAUCUGGAUUCAGGUUUUUCUAUUGGGGAUAAAAAUUAGCAUGCAUCUGCCUUCUUGAAGAAACAGUGUUAUGUCAGUCUGCAAAAGCAAGUCUAAGUUGUCUAAGUGGAUGCAAUAAUCACUAUUAGGUACUUACUAUUAAGAUAUCUGGAGGUGUACAGUGUGAAGGAAGCUGUGAUGUCAGGCAAGAAUGUUUGAAAACAUGAAGGUAGACUAAAAGGAGAGUACAGAAAAUU
This is a messenger RNA of Indicator indicator, 782 nucleotides long. RefSeq names its product chromosome Z C9orf40 homolog (gene CZH9orf40). NCBI's taxonomy places the organism in Eukaryota, Metazoa, Chordata, Aves, Piciformes, Indicatoridae. The record is from RefSeq and is a predicted model, not a curated record. The coding region runs from base 13 to 501 and encodes 162 amino acids. The transcript is spliced from 2 exons.